CUUCGUGCACAAACACUGGAAGAUUAUUAUUAUUAUUAUUAUUAUUAUUAUUAUUAUUAUUAUUAUUAUUUAAUAAAAAAUAAAGCGAAAAAACUCGGGAAGCGCGCCGCAGUUCAGAGCAAUGACGCUGCCUACGCUGAGCCACUGACUCAGAGAAAGCUCCGGAAAACUCUACACCUGAUCGCUGAAUCUGCAAGAUGAACCUCUCGGAGAGCAGCACUGUCAUCCCCUCGAUGUGGAGCGCCGCGGUGAACUCCAGCCGAGAUGUCUCCGCCCUGAAUGUCACCGAAACUCCACCUUCUCGGACGAAAUCCAAAGUCUGCGAGCAGCUCAACAUCACCCCUGAGGUCUUCCUCAUCCUGGGCAUCAUCAGCUUGUUGGAAAACAUCCUGGUCAUCUGCGCCAUAGUGAAGAACAAGAACCUGCACUCGCCCAUGUACUUCUUUGUGUGCAGUCUGGCUGUGGCGGACAUGUUGGUGAGCGUGUCCAAUGCGUGGGAGACCAUUGUCAUCUAUCUACUGAGCAACCAGCAGCUGGUGGCAGAAGAUCACAUCAUCAGACAAAUAGACAACGUCUUCGACUCCAUGAUCUGCAUCUCCGUGGUGGCGUCCAUGUGCAGCCUGCUGGCCAUCGCCGUGGAUCGCUAUGUCACCACCUUCUACGCGCUGCGCUACCACAACAUCAUGACAGUCAAACGCGCAUCGCUCAUCAUCACCGGGAUUUGGACCUUUUGCACAGGAUGCGGCAUCGUCUUCAUCAUCUACUCGGACAGCACGCUCGUCAUCGUCUGCCUGGUGUCCAUGUUCUUCAUCAUGCUGGCGCUCAUGGCUUCGCUGUACACGCACAUGUUCAUGCUAGCUCGCUCGCACGUCAAGCGCAUCGCCGCUCUGCCCGGAUACAACUCCAUCCACCAGAGGACUAACAUGAAAGCGGCCGUCACGCUCACCAUCCUGCUGGGGAUCUUCAUCGUGUGCUGGGCGCCCUUCUUCCUCCACCUCAUCCUCAUGAUCUCCUGCCCCAGGAACCUGUACUGCAUGUGCUUCAUGUCCCACUUCAACAUGUACCUCAUCCUAAUCAUGUGCAACUCCGUCAUCGACCCACUCAUCUACGCCUUCAGGAGCCAGGAGAUGCGCAAGACGCUCAAGGAAAUCAUCUGCUGCUACAGCCUGAGGAACGUCCUGAGAUGGUCCAACUGAAGGGUUGCAUUCCAAUUAACAAGAUAAACAUCUCACUCAUCACGUCACACUGUUCAGUGAAGAAAAAUAAGAAAAGUUCAUCCAGAAAAUUUCAGCAAACCUGCUGGUGGAUCAAUCCUGCAUGAGAAAGAAUGCUUCUACACUGGUUUGUUUGUUUGACUUCUUCUUUUCUUUCACAAAUCUGAAGUGUUUCAGAAGGAAAAUGAUGGACUGGGUUUGAUUUAUGCUCCAGUUUGUUACAGACUUAGCUAGUGAGCGUUCUUGCUGCUGAUUAGCUCGUACAUGUAAACAAGCUUAACAGUGCUGAACAAGCUGAACAGCACUGGUUUCUAAGCUAACAUGAAAGGGUUGUUUGGGGGGGUCCAAGCACUUGGGCUUUAAUUUAUGGAACUGAAUGGUACUUGAUGUGCUUUAGAUGUGCAACAUUGUUGCUAUGGUUACCAGGAUUCUACAUGGGACCAGAAAUAUUCAGACUGGAGAACGGGGUUCAGUGUUCAGGGUAUAAGGUACAGGUUUCAGUGGGUAAUUUUCCAAACGAAUCACUUAUUCCUAAAUGACACUUUGAAGUGAUUCAGUGAAUUCGAAUCAUAUGAAUUAUGAAUCGUAUAAAAAGUGGCCUCUGAUACUUUUAUCACAUUAAUGAAUGUUUUUUAUUUGUCUUACAAAAGCCAUUAAGUCUCUCAGCAUUCCUCUCUGAGCGGCGAGUCAACACCGGGUCAUUGACUUAAUUGAAUCUGUCACUGGAGCGUGGAGAAUGUGAGGUUUCUCUAUUUCUGAACAAAAAAAAUGAAAGGAAGCAAUCGUAAUGUCAUGAUAGGUACAUUUAUCACUCAGUAUUAAAAAAUAAAAAGUUCUUUUUAAUGCCUGAUGCCUGUGGAACUGCCCGGAAAUGUGUCCACUGUGUCCCGUGGUUUUAAAUAUUAAUACAUACCCUCGAGGGGAACUGCAAGCACUUCAGCAGUGAUGGCUGAGGAAUCCGUGAGCACUCCAGGUUUCUCUAGGACUUUUGUGAAACAGAGAAUGAGAAGAUCUCCAGUGGCUGUAGGAGGCCGGCACAGCUCAUAGUCACGGUUUAAAAUGCGAUAUUCAUGUCGAGAGCCUCAAGUGAACGGAAAGUGCAAUUCAAACACAAGCACACUGCGACUCCUACACCUCCUGCAGCAGAUGAUGAAAGAGAAUGUCCUGCUGUGUGUGUGUGUGUGUGUGUGUUUGUGUGUGUGUCACUCUCAUGUGAAUCCACUGAAAGCAGAUAAUAAAUCCUGCUUUAAUGCGUCAGUGUGUAUGGAAUCCUGUAACAUCAGGUGCUUUAAUGCGUCAAUGUGUAUGGAAUCCUGUAACAUCAGGUGCUUUAAUGCGUCAAUGUGUAUGGAAUCCUGUAACAUCAGGUGCUUUAAUGCGUCAGUGUGUAUGGAAUCCUGUAACAUCAGGUGCUUUAAUGCGUCAGUGUGUAUGGAGAUAUUUUUGCCCUCAUGUUUCUGGUUACCGUGUAAACAGCUCGAAGUCUAGACGGCUGCGCAGACGGCAGUGAAUCGGGGGAGGGGAUCAGGGGAAGGAGGCGGGGUUUAUUCGCCAGAUGAGAAAAUAUACUAAAUAAAAUCGUUGCAUGAUGUGAUCUGUGACUCGUAAGCAUGAGGCUCGGUUUUUCCCUGUUUUUUAAUCAAAAUUGCGACAACCUUCAUCAGCACACUCGUGACUAAACACAUGCUUCUGUUUGAGGUUCAGCUGCUGGCAUCUGUUUACGCUUUUUUAGUCCAGUUUGUCCAUCAGAACUAAACCUUGUCAGGAAAUUUCUGUCCAGAUGACGUCAAUGCCGUAAAUGUUUACACCGAAGCAGUUUUAUAUUUCAGGAGAUGUACGCAACUCAGCUUGCAUGCUAGUGUUAACAUUUUAUUCGAAAACAAAAUCUUGAUAUCGUGAACCUAUCUUCGUCCGGCUAUGAAACAUGAGUCUGCAGUGUGUCAGGGAAAGAGCAGGGCUGCGUCCUAAACACUGGGAUCCAACACAAACCGCUACGUUCACCAUGAACAAUUCCUCCAGACCAGCAGAGGGCACCAUCUCUCACACUGGGGUUUACUUCCUGUCUUUGAGUAAUGCUUAGAUUUGCACAGUGUUAAAUUUCCUUGUCUUGAGCUUGUCCUAAAUUUCAUUGUCCAAUUUUUUUUUAUUUCUUUUUCUGUUGUUUGGUUUUUGUUAGUUUUGUUUUGUUUGGCUGCGUCUUAAUCAGCUCCAGAGGUCACUAGUCAGGGCUCUGAUCAGGGAGUCGGCCAUUUUAAAUUUUAAAUGAGUCUUUCUCUCAAUCGCAAAUUUCAUCCAGCACUAGAACGUUUGCUCCCUAAAAAAUUCCCACAAUGCACUGCAAAAACCAGGAAGCUCACUAUCUGUGCUCACUAUGUGUGGCGGUGGUAGCUCAAGUGGUUAAGGCUCUGGGUCUGGGACUGGAAGAUCAGCGUUCAAGCCCCAGUGCUGCCACCACUGGGCCCUUGAGCAAGGCCCCCAAGCUCCGGUUGUUGUUGUUGCUUCCUCAAACUCUCACUGAUGUACUGAUGUUAGAGACUUUUAACAUCAUUUGGCGUUCUAACGACUUUUAAUUGUUUUAAUGGUUUUAAAAAAGUCCGCUAGCUAGCCUACCAUGCUUGAAGAUCCAUGACAGAAAAUAUAUUUCAUCGUGCUGUAGGUAAAGUGGUGGUGAUGUGCUACAUUGUGAGUGUGUGGUCAGAGCUGCUCAGAUUCCUGUUGUACUGUUUCACCGCCUAGGGAGCUUCAGAGCUGAUUGAGACGCUGCCUUCAUCAACACUUCCAUUCCGGUUUUGUGACAGAAAAGUCGUUUGGUGUGUGUGUGUCUGUGUGUGUAACAACUAUGCCCAAUUGUGUAAAGGCCGUGUAGUAUUUAGCUAAUCAGUGCAAUUACUGUAUAAAACCUCAUGCUGAGACUGAAUAUAUCCUCAUUAUGCUAGCUCUGUAUGCUAACCUAGCCUAUUUAUUAGCUAGCUGACUGUCUUCUUGUGAUUAGCGAGUAGAAAAAGCCGGCUGUAUGUCAUUACGUGGACGUGAGCGUGUUGUGUUUGUAUCACUCGAUGAUGUACAAAUAUCACAUCCUGAUACCUGAGAGAACACAGUGUCCUGAAAAUGCUCACGUUAUGGACAGAUUUUAUUUAUUCAUUUCUCUCAGAAAUAAAGAUUAUUUUGUUCAGAUGUAUUGCCAUAUGUUCUGGUCAGAACUGACCGCUGUUGUCUCUAGCGUUUGGGACGGACGGAGCCUGUGUUUGUCACAGAAGCCGUGUCUUGUAAAUAUCAGUGUUGUGUGUUUUAUCUUCAAGCUAAAGAUAAAUAUAAAUAAAGGAAUG
Molecule: messenger RNA, 4540 nt
Organism: Hemibagrus wyckioides
Lineage: Eukaryota; Metazoa; Chordata; Actinopteri; Siluriformes; Bagridae
Gene: mc5ra
Product: melanocortin 5a receptor
Exons: 2
Coding region: 198-1196 (332 amino acids)
Biological process (GO): G protein-coupled receptor signaling pathway
Cellular component (GO): membrane
Molecular function (GO): melanocortin receptor activity
Source: RefSeq, a predicted model, not a curated record